Molecule: messenger RNA, 2659 nt
Organism: Calypte anna (Anna's hummingbird)
Lineage: Eukaryota; Metazoa; Chordata; Aves; Apodiformes; Trochilidae
Gene: DRAXIN
Product: dorsal inhibitory axon guidance protein
Exons: 7
Coding region: 615-1667 (350 amino acids)
Biological process (GO): axon guidance; Wnt signaling pathway
Cellular component (GO): extracellular region
Source: RefSeq, a predicted model, not a curated record
GGGGAAGGUGCGGGGGGGGGGUGCGGGGUCCGCGGGUGCCGCUCCCGCACGGUGCCCCCCGUCCCGCAGGUUCCCCCCGAUACUGCGGGGCUGGGGGCUCGGGACAGGGAGCGGGGCACGUUGGUACCUCCGGGCCCGGCUUCCCAGCCCCUUCCCGUAACGCGGAGGAGCCGCUGCGUUGAGCCCCGCCGCGCCCGCCCCGCAGGUGAGCGGGAACGGGAUGCGCACCCCUCCCUCCCCGCCCCCAGGAACCCCCCCCCCCCGGGCCGCUCCGCCUUUGUCUCCGUCCUUUGUCUGCCCGGUCCCUGGCCGGGACAGCCUCAGCUCCUGCCUGCGGACACUCCCGCACCCCCGGAGCCCCUCCCAGCCCGCCCUCCCCCCGCACCAUGCACCCCAUUCCCCCGGGAUUCCCGGCGUCCCCAGUUCCUCUCCGCAUUCCCCCACUGCCUUCCCCCUGUCUCCUCCUCCCUCCUUCUUCUCCUCCUCCUCCUCCUCCGCUCGGGUUUGAACACCCCCUGCCCCGCAGCAGCUCUGCCUCCCCUCCCGCUGCCCGCACAGCCCUGCCCUGCUCAGACCCCGCAGCCGCCCACAGGUGAAGCAGAGCACCCAGGAUUAUGGCAACUUCUUCCCCCACCUCCUCUCCUUUCCUUCUCCUGUGCGUGCUGCUUCUUUCUGACAUCAGUCUUGCAGUUUCCCUGGAGCCUGGCACAAAGCUGAAAAAUGUCCCAGAGAACAACAACCAUCUUCAAAACCAAGAGAUGUGGCUGCAGCAGCCCAGGAGUGGGCAUCACCACAAGCACAGCUUGGCCAAGAAGGAGAAGGUCCUCUCCGUGCCUUCCCGAGGGCAGCCAGGGGGAGAGGAGACCUUCAGGACGGGCAGUGGAGCUCCAGCUGGGGAAGAACUGGUGGCAGAGGGACAGCCAGCAGCCCUGAAACAAAACAAGGACAUGUUCCUGGGGUUUGAAUUCCCGUAUCCUGAGAGGGACAACCAGUCCCCUGGGGCUGAGAGAGGAAAGAAGCAGAACCGAGAGCAUCGGCGCCAGAGCCGCAGGGACAGAGUGAAACAGCACAGGGGGAAAACUCCCGAGGGUGGCCCAAGCUCCCUGUACAAGAAACCUGAAAGCUUUGAGGAACAGUUUCAGAACCUCCAGGCAGAGGAAGCUCCAAGUCUGAGUCCCACUGUGGCUCUCAUCACUGCACUGGACCUGGCUGCUUCCACAGAAGAGCCUCCUGUUCUCCCAGCCACAUCACCACGGUCACAGGCCCGCCUCAGGCAUGAUGGGGAUGUGAUGCCCACCCUAGAUAUGGCACUCUUUGACUGGACAGAUUAUGAGGAUCUCAAACCAGAAAUGUGGCCAUCUGCUAAAAAGAAAGAGAAACGCCGCAGUAAGGGCCCCAGCAGUGGCAAUGAAACUGUGGGAGCUGAAGGAGAGCCCUGUGAUCAUCACCUUGACUGCCUGCCAGGCUCCUGCUGUGACCUCCGUGAACACCUCUGCAAACCCCACAACCGAGGCCUCAACAACAAAUGUUAUGAUGACUGCAUGUGCACUGAAGGGCUGCGCUGUUACGCCAAAUUCCACCGGAACCGCAGAGUGACCCGGAGGAAAGGGCGGUGCGUGGAGCCCGAGUCGGCCAACGGAGAGCAGGGAUCCUUCAUUAAUGUUUAGGAGGAUGGGAUUCCUGCCUUGGGAUGGUCAGGAGAUGGGAUCAAGAUGUUUAUAAACCUAGCAAUGGGAAUUAGAGGAAAAAAGGAAACGGUUGAAGCUGCAGGCUCUGAACGGGGGAGGCUGAAGCUGAUUAUAAAUUAUAAUUAUAAGUAAAGUGGCCUCAGCCUUUUCCACCCCAGGACUGUGUCCCCCCAUCCCUUCCCUCUGCACAUUCCUGCCACUGGGAUUGCCUCUUCUCUCCAGGUUAGUAAGAGAUGCUCAGUACUCCCCUUGUGAUGGUCCUGGCAAACGAAAGGCUCUGCAGUUUCAUCUCUUCCAAGAUUUGAAAGGUCUCUCAAGCCAAAGGGGACAUGAGCUUAAGCUUUACCCCUUAACUCCUGCUUGAGAAGAAAUGCAGAUCCUUCCUAAGGGCCAGAGCAGGAAGCUCGGAGCCUCCAGGCAGGAAUCAAAGGUGGGAAAAAGGAUCAGCAAGAACCUGCCUGCCCAGGGGAGGGGACACUGUCUGACAGAGCUUUCUCUCUGGUCACUGCUACAGACAGAUAUUUGUUUCAGAGCUGUUACACACUGCCACUUCCUACCUGUAUUUUCUGGGACCAUUCAGUGCUACUCCUUCUUUCCUCCUUCUUUCCUUCUUUUUCUCAUCUUCUUCCCUUCUUCUUUCCUCCUUCUUUCCUUCCCUCUUUCCUCCCUUCUUUCCUCCCUUCUUGCCUUCUUCUUUCCUUCUUUCCAGGGAACCACUUGGUGUCUGCAAGGAUGUGGCAAGACAUCCCAGCCUGCAGCUCUCCCUCAUUUAGUUAUCCUGCCAAGCCUGUUAUUUUUAAUGAUUAUUUUUAGGAGCUUUCUGGGGAAGUGAUAGUUUUCCUAGUGAGCAAAAAAAAAAGAUAAAGUUUUUGGUACCAGGAGCUAGGGACAGGCUGUUCUGUUGUAGUAAAUCCUGUAACAUGUUGCAUGUGUGUUCCCAUGAAAUGUAAAUAAAGAUAUGAUAGAUAUCU